UGAGGUUACCCAUAUCACAACAGCCAUGGAGCCAAUCCGGCAAGAUGUUGUCACACAGGCAGUUGAGACAGAGGCUUAUUCAAACUUUCAGGCAAUCAUGACCAGGCCUGAGAGAUUGCAUCACAUAGAACAACUAACAGGAGCUUCAGCAUGUGACAUUGAUGUUGCUAUGUUAAGCACAUUGCAAGGGGUUUCUGAGGUGAUAAGAGAAACUGUUGUGAAAAGGGUUCUGCAAGAGGUGGAGCUUACCUUACCUACCAUAGAAAUACCAAGAAAUGUACCGACAGUUGACAUGGUAGAUGGCGCAAGAGGGUCACUGAGAUAUGUAGGUGGAUAUACAUUUGCCAAGGUGCGUUAUAACCACCAGCGCUUGGCAAAACAAAGGGUACACAGC
This is a messenger RNA of Owenia fusiformis, 394 nucleotides long. Lineage: Eukaryota; Metazoa; Annelida; Polychaeta; Sabellida; Oweniidae. The record is from the annotation of a GenBank genome assembly.